Amorphotheca resinae ATCC 22711 is the source of this 2448-nucleotide messenger RNA. RefSeq lists its product as hypothetical. NCBI's taxonomy places the organism in Eukaryota, Fungi, Ascomycota, Leotiomycetes, Helotiales, Amorphothecaceae. The record is from RefSeq and is a predicted model, not a curated record. Gene Ontology annotation, cellular component: chromatin. Gene Ontology annotation, molecular function: DNA-binding transcription factor activity, RNA polymerase II-specific; RNA polymerase II cis-regulatory region sequence-specific DNA binding; zinc ion binding. Bases 1 to 2448 code for a protein of 815 amino acids. The transcript has 3 exons. Gene Ontology annotation, biological process: regulation of transcription by RNA polymerase II; DNA-templated transcription.
AUGCCUGUCGCAAGCGUGUCUGUUCUGCCCACCGCGGCAUCAUCGUCCACGGUUCGAAAAUCAUCCCUCGCCCCAGAGAAGAAAUACAAAUGCCAGUUCUGUAAUCGGGCUUUCAGCAGGAGUGAGCACCGGAGUCGACACGAGAGAUCACAUACCAAGGAGCGCCCUUUCAAGUGCAUGAAGUGUAGGAGUACCUUCGUGCGACGCGAUCUGCUGCUUCGACACGACCGAACGGUACACGCCAAAGAUGGAGGGAUCCCUCUUCACAGCGACGUCAAGCGACGGGCGGGACCCAAGGCCACCACUAUGUCUGGGCCGUCCAAGUCUGCCAUUGCCAUCGAUACCUCGGCUCUCGAGCAGAUCGAGGCAAGCAGCGACGGUAUGGUUGAUCUCGAGACUGCCGCGAUGUUGAUGACCGACCUCCAUCACAAGGCGACCGCCGCCAUGCGCAACGCGGGCGUCGACCCCUACGAGGAAAGACCUGGAAUGGCUUACUCGCAGGGUGCCGCGCUCAUGGAGCCAUCUGUCACCUAUCCUUCGGGAGCUGUCUCCCUCCCCCAGGUGCAGUGGGACUCCUUCAUGCCGCAGUCGGUGACGGAACCCAAGUCGCACUCCAUUGCUUCGACCGCCUCGACGUCUCAAGACUCGCAGACCUCCUUCACCAGCGUGAGCACGCCUCAGCAGCACCCCAACCAGCUGCCGCCCAUCACCAAAUACGCGUCGUCCAGCUAUAACGGACUGGUCCCGGCCUUGCAAUCAAUGAUCAACUCAUUGCCCCCAUCCGGGUCCACCACACCCGCGCAGCAGUCCCCCAGGCAGCAGCCGCCCUCGCCAUCCCUGGCCCCCGCACUGAAACCCCCGCAGGUUCUCAGCGACGAGGAACGCAACAUCAUCCUCGACAAUAUCCGCAGCCACGACAGUGAGCGUGCAAUUCCUGGUAGUUUCCGCCUGCCGGGAUUGGCAUCAAUAAACAGGUACCUCUCGACGUACUUCAGCUUGUUCCAUCAUCACUUGCCAUUCUUGCACCCUGCCUCGUUCAAGCCGACCAAGGUCUCGCCGCCGCUGCUCCUCGCCGUCUUGUCGAUUGGCGCCUUGUACGCGUUCGACCAAGAGCAGGCGUACAUGUGUCACAUUGGCUCCAAGGUGCUCGUCAACCAGUUCUUGCAGAACAAGGAGAAUUUCAGCUCGCGCAAGUGCCCCCUGUGGACCAUGCAGAGCUCGCUGCUGAACAUGGUCCUCGCAAGCUGGAGUGGGGAUCCCAAGGGAUUGGAAUGGGCGUGCUCUAUCAAGAGUCUGCUCGCCAACAUGGUCGCCGGGAACCGGUAUGAGCUGAAGCUCCGGAUCGAAGCUCGUGGAUCCGAACAGCCCACCCGCACCGAGUGGGUUGAGGAUGAGGGGUGCAGGCGCACGUACUACGCCGUGUAUAUCUUCUUUGGCCUGUUGACCUUGACCUACAACCAUACGCCUGCGAUUAGCUUCAACGAGUUCGAAGACCUGCCUCUCCCGUCGACCGAGGCCAUGUGGAACUUGGAGGAUACUGUUGAUGACGCUGCUUGGGCCGAGCACCUCAAGGCGUCGCAACCCGUCACCUUCAUGGAAGCCCACGACAAUCUCUUCCAGGGCGAAUCUCUACGAUACAGCGCAUUUGCCACGCGUGUGAUGAUCAACGCCCUCUUCCUCGAGGUCUGGUACCACAAGCGCAGUCCCGAGGCCCUGCAGGACGUUGUCACGGAAUACAAGCUCCGCCUCGCUCUGGAGACCUGGGAGAAAUCCCUGGACCUCUGUGAGCCUGAGCCAGCCACUGUUCCUCUCAGCGCACCCCAUAAAGGCCAUCCCUUGAUCUUUAACGCCAUGGCAAUGUUCCGCAACGCUCGCGCCCGUCUCGAAGUUGACCUCAAAUCGAUCCAGGAAGCGCUGAGGUACCACGAUUCCUUCGAGGUUGCUGCAGCAAUGUCAAAUGCGAGAGACAAGGUCAAGCGAUCCAGCGAGAUGAUCAAGGUCAUCCAGGAAUGCUACAACUGCAUUGAGACCGCGGCGCUGCAAGGUAUCCGCUGGGUGGCUAGGACACAUGCCACCAACUGGAGUAUCGAGCACCCCCUUUGCGGCUUGGAUCUUAUGGUCAUCCUCAGUCUGUGGCUCUAUCGUCUGGAACAUGACGAAGAGCUUCCCACUGAGGAAGAGCAUAUCAUGUACAACAAGAUCCGGAAUCUCUUUGAGGACGAUUCCGUUGAUGUAUAUGAAUCCAAGGUCAGCUCAACCGUUGCCCGCCUUUGGGGCGGUAUGCUCGAUGAAGUCGUCGUCUGGGGUAUCACGAGGAUCAUGGGAGACUCCUUCCGACUCCACGCCCAAGCCCUCGUUGGCUACGAGGACGACAUCGAAGCUUCCGACGUAUCCACGCCCUCGAUGAUCUCACAAGGCGCUGAUGACAACGAGGACAGCGUGUACUAA